Molecule: messenger RNA, 1662 nt
Organism: Selaginella moellendorffii
Lineage: Eukaryota; Viridiplantae; Streptophyta; Lycopodiopsida; Selaginellales; Selaginellaceae
Product: DNA replication complex GINS protein SLD5
Exons: 9
Coding region: 32-706 (224 amino acids)
Biological process (GO): DNA-templated DNA replication; double-strand break repair via break-induced replication
Cellular component (GO): GINS complex
Source: RefSeq, a predicted model, not a curated record
GGUUUCUUUGUGAGGGGAAAAUAUUUUGGCUAUGGCGGACGGGGAGGAAGGCGCCGGGCUCGAGGACUGGACCGAUCCCUCGAUCGCGUCUUCCGCGGAGGUCAGCGAUGCCGGACUGCUGCAGCGCGCCUGGCGCAACGAGAAGCUCUCGCCUGAGCUUCUGCCAUUCCAGGGCGAGCUCGUGGAGCGCGUCAAGGAGCAGAUUCUUCUCGAGGAGGAAAACCUCGCGGCUUUUGUCGAAGAAUCUUGUGACGAGCUUACUGUGUCGCUCUACCGGAUGGAUUUGGACCGGACGCUCUUUAUGCUGCGAUCUUAUUUGCGAGCACGGCUACUCAAGAUUGAGAAGUUUGCUCUCCAUAUACUGACUGUACCGGAGAUUUGGGAGAGGUUGUCGAGCCAAGAACAAGACUAUGCUCAGAGGUUCGCCGACACGCUGCAAGCUCAUUUUGAUUCUUCUGUCCUGAAUAAGCUCCCGGAAGGAUACAAGUCGAUGCUAAAACAGGCAAACUCGAGUAACGAAAAUGAUAUGAUUGUUGAGCCUCCUCUCGACAGUUUCGUAUUCUGCAAAUGCCGGAGACCUAUAAGUGCGUUUCAACUAGAUGACAAGGGCGAAAGUAUAGUGGAUAUGGAGAAUGGGGACUUGUACAUCUUCAACUACAAGCCAAUCAAGCGGCUCUUGGAGACGGACAGGAUAGAGCUCUUCUAGAAAAAAAGCAGGAGAAGUUGCUGUUUCAAACGUUGCCGUCCAAGAGCAACAAGAAAGAAAAAUUGAGUUGGAAUUUUUCGGAGCCCUUCGUGCGCGGACAAAGACAAGCCCCACCGCAGCAGUUGCUUUUUCGGAGUCCAAUGAAAAGAAUGGGGGCCCCUUGAGACCCGCUGACCAUGGUUUCAUUUUCAGAUUCAAAGUAAUGUACAAGCCAAGCCGCUAAGUUAAAGAGACUUUGAGCGUAUAUGAGGUACCUUUCAGUGUGUCCAUGUCUGUCUUUUAUUUCGCGGCUUCCAAGACGAAGCUCGAAUCAAACAAGGGAGGGGACAAGCUAUUUGAUCGUGCCGCUCCCGAUUAGAUUAGCAGGAGGCGCCCGCAAGCUCGGCCUAAAUUCCCGGUUUGACUCUACACUCUUGAAGAGUGAAGGAGAAAAGAUGUAACUUGUUCCACUCGGUUGGGUGUCAUGGCGCUAGCUGGCCGGUUCCAUAUCCUGUUCGCAGCUCCCGAAAGGAGAGAAAGAGAGUGCAAGCUCCAUCUCUGGGACUUUCACGGGUGGCAUGCGCGCUUUUGCCAGGCGAUAGAGAACCAGGUGGACGGGGGAAAUGAUAUCUCAUUCGAUUCCAGCGUCCCAGCGAUCCAGCUUCCCUCGGUGACCGUGACAACAGGGUCGAUCCUCCACAGUAUGCUGUGCCCUGGCACAGUGAAGAUUCAUCCAAGCGCGUUUUGGGAAGAUUAUUCACUCACUCGAUUAAUUGGUCUUCCGGGUGGAGUGGAGAAAAGUGGAGUGGAGAUAUUUGGCCAAAGUUCUUCAUAGCUUCUCCUUUAUGCUUGAAUUGGCGAUGGAUGUUUCUUACAGUGGAUGUGCUUUUGGUCCACAGCACCAUUACAAACUGUCGUUCUUGGAAUGUCACAUUGUAGAAAAUAAAAUGGAAAAAUAAAAAAUCUCUUGUUUUGUU